Molecule: messenger RNA, 2814 nt
Organism: Salarias fasciatus (jewelled blenny)
Lineage: Eukaryota; Metazoa; Chordata; Actinopteri; Blenniiformes; Blenniidae
Gene: ebag9
Product: estrogen receptor binding site associated antigen 9
Exons: 7
Coding region: 310-951 (213 amino acids)
Cellular component (GO): secretory granule
Source: RefSeq, a predicted model, not a curated record
UCCCAGUUCAAAGAUGGCAGCUUCAGGACAGAGACCAGCGACGACACACAUUUAGGAUCUCUGACAUGAAACCCUACUGGGGAAAACGGCUGUUACAUGAGCUGUUUUGACGGGGCUGCGACCUAAUUCACCGCCGCUAAUGUGCAGUCGGAGAGAGCAACUUAAACAGUUUAGAAAUAUCAUGUUUCCCUGUACGCUAAGCUAGCAAGCUACGGCUAGAAAAUAAAUGAACUGGUCUGUUCUGCCGCACAAGAGGAAACCAGUUUCCCUUCAAACGGUCCACUGACGUCUUGCUCGCUCAAAUUCACAAUGGCCAUCACACAGUUCCGUCUGUUCAAGAUCUGCACAUGUCUUGCCAGCAUACUUUCUUUCUUCAAAAGGUUGAUAUGCAGGAGUGGAAGAGGCCGCAAGCUCAGUGGCGAUCAAAUAACUCUCCCUACAACGGUGGAUUUUUCAUCAUCUGUACCAAAACAGCCAGAGAUUGAAGAAUGGAGCUCCUGGGAUGAGGAGGCGCCCACAAGUAUUAAGAUUGAAGGUGGAAAUGGGAAUGUUUCCACUCCAGCCAACGAUGUGGACGAAGAGCCUGACUACUUUAAAGACAUGGCUCCCACCAUCAGAAAAACUCAGAAGAUCGUGCUGAAGAAACGGGAGCCUUUGAACUACCUGGUGCCUGAUGGCUCAGCAGGAUUCUCCAGCAGACUGGCAGCCUCUCAGGACAUGAUGACCUUCAGUCCACCCUCAGCUGAACUGGGAGAAAUGGACAACUGGCAGGAGGACACGAACGCCUGGGAGGACGAGUCCGACGCCGCCUGGGAGGCAGAGGAGGUUCUCAGACAACAGAAGAUAGCCGAGAGGGAGAAGCGAUCCAUGGAGCAGCAGAGGAAAAAGAUGGAGAAGGAGGCCCAGAGGAUGAUGAAGAAGGAGCAGAAGAUUGCAGUGAAGCUUUCGUAACAUUUUCAAACCGCUCAGUUUGGAGCCAAAGGGAUGUGGGGCGUGGACAGAGACACUACAUCAGUCGUUACUCAUCCAGCCACCACACCGCUCACCGGUUAGCCGACGGUCCUCCUUCCUCUGUAUCCCACCAGCAGCCAUUUUCAUCUGUUGUCUAGCUGCAGCGGUGUUAAAACGCUUCAGUCCUGAUGGAAGGUGGCGCACCGGGUGUACUCACUGUUCAUGUAUCGAGGUCCUGUUGGUCUUUCUGGAGGAGUGGUGUCCAUACAAGUCAGUUCAUGUUCAUUUUAAAUGCUCUCAUCUGCUUUACAAAGAUUUUUAGACUCUGGUUCACUACGUUAGCAUAGAACAGUGUCCCGCUUUGAUUAUGUCCCAGGGGAAUUUGUAAAUAAACUGGUACCUGUGCUACCUUUUGGAGCUCAAAUAGGGAGUAUGGUUCCUUUUCUUUGCUUUUUCGAGACCACAGAGGAUGAGGGAGUGUAAUUUAUUUGAUGCAGCACUGUAUGACAGUGACGCCCCACGAUUUGUCUGAUCAUUGUUUUUAUAUUUAUGUCUUUCAUUGUCUAAAAACUUUUUUUUGUAUGAAUGUUGCUUUAUAAUUCACAUAAUCUCCCUUUGCUACAGAAAGCCAUUAUUACACUGGAAAUCUGCAUUAAAAAGAAGGGUGGGCGUUUUCAAAAUGCGCAUCUGCAGGCUGUGGGUUCCUAUGGUAAUCUCACAGUUACUGAUUUAUUCUCAUGGUUCUUUCAGCUUUGGACAGCGAGGCUAAACAUCAAGUAGGGAUUCUUGCUCCAGGCUGUUGAAUAACUGAUGCACUCACUGCAUCGACAACAUGGAUCACCAUCGCAGCGAAAUCUCCAACCUCGCAGCUUCACCAAUCAGAAGUUGGAGAAAAGUCAGCCCACCUCUCAUCUCGUCGCUAAACCCGGUGGUUUUUACUGAGGUUAUGAAGAAUCGCUGUAAUGAGAUUCCUGGUCAGUACUGGUGUUGUCAUGGAAACACUGGCAGGUUGGGAAGCUGAAAUAUGCAGACAUGAUACGGUUCAUCUUUGGUACAUGACUGAGAAGCAAAUUUAAAGACCUUAUGUUAGACUUUCUAAAGCUUUCCUAAUAGUACAACAGCUCUGGUUUAAUUUUCUUCAUCUUAAGACUUACUACUGUCAGCAGAGCUGCUGAUUUUGAUAAAAUAUUCAGUAAAAGGACAUUGCAUGAUGGGCUUUUACUGUUUCAAAUCCUGGGACAAACUGUAUUUGCAGAUUAGUGAAUUAUUGAAGAGGCAAGCUUUUAUUUUUCAUUGUGCACAGAAAUCCAGCACCAAAAAUCUUGUGUCAUGGUUUUUUUUCACUAUGUACCCUCAUGUCUACAAACUCUUAAUGGUUGGGCGACAAAGAAUUAUUUAAGUGGAGGAAUGGAUCCACAUGUUCUGUCCACAUUUGGCAGAUUGUGUACCUGCUGUGUUUGUCCAACCCAUGUUUUUAAUAAAAUAAUUUGAUUCAUACCUCAGCAAGCACAGCUAAAUCAUUCAACUCCUGUGUAAUUUGUAAAACUACUAGUAACCACAAUGAUAAAUUAGUUACAUUGGCUAUUUAUUACCUUUUCUAAGAAUAACUGAUCAAUAAUUGCACUGACUCAGCAAUUUGUUCAUUUGGAUCAACACAAAUUUCUUAAACUCUUUUAGUAGAUUUCUUAAAAAUGUCAAAACGUGUUAAUGAUCCACAGAGGAUAAUCCCUGCUGCCUUCAAGGACCUCUCAUGACUGGUUUUAUUUGAAAUGCACAGAUACCUUUUGUUUGCACUGCUGUGAAAUGAAUUAACAAAUAGAAAUUUGAUAUUAAACAAGUUAAAAAAAAAGUAGUCUCCAUCAG